UCCAGGUUGAGGCUUGUCAUUUGCAGGGACAUCCCCCUUAUCACUGGGGAAUCAUUCAGCGGGCUCUAACGGCAAACCAAACUCUGGACGCUUCUCCAGAAAUCCUGAAACUGACAUAGUAAACAAAAACAAAACAUGGCUCACCUUAUUACAUUUCUUUGGAUAGUUUUGGUCUUGCUGUUGCAACAUUCUGUACUAGCCGAAGAUGGGGAAAUAAGAUCAAGUUGUCGUACUGCUCCAACAGACUUAGUUUUCAUCUUAGAUGGCUCUUACAGUGUUGGCCCAGAAAACUUUGAAAUAGUGAAAAAGUGGCUUGUUAAUAUAACAAAAAACUUUGACAUAGGACCAAAGUUUAUACAGGUUGGAGUGGUCCAAUAUAGUGACUAUCCUAUACUGGAAAUUCCCCUUGGAAGUCAUGAUUCUGCAGAGAGUUUGCUGGCAGCCAUGGAAUCUAUUCACUACUUAGGAGGAAACACCAGAACCGGAAAGGCCAUCCAGUUUGCACUUGAUUACCUCUUUGCCAAAUCCUCACGGUUUCUGACUAAGAUAGCUGUGGUCCUCACAGAUGGUAAAUCUCAAGAUGAAGUCAAGGAGGCAGCAGAAGCUGCAAGAGACAAUAAAAUAACAUUAUUUGCUAUUGGCGUUGGUGCAGAAACAGAAGAAGCAGAGCUCAGGGCUAUUGCCAACAAGCCUUCAUCUACUUACGUGUUUUAUGUGGAAGACUAUAUUGCAAUAUCCAAAAUAAGGGAAGUGAUGAAACAAAAGCUUUGUGAAGAAUCUGUCUGUCCAACAAGAAUUCCAGUGGCAGCUCGUGAUGAAAAGGGAUUUGAUGUUCUUUUAGGCUUGGGGGUUAAGAAAAAGGUUAAGAAAAGAAUCCAGCUUUCACCAACAAAAAUAAAAGGAUAUGAAGUAACAUCAAGUGUUGAUUUAUCAGAAUACACAAGCAAUGUUUUCCCAGAAGGUCUUCCUCCUUCAUAUGUAUUUGUCUCCACUCAAAGAUUUAAGGUCAAGAAAGUUUGGGAUUUGUGGAGAAUUUUAACAAUUGAUGGAAGACCACAAAUAGCAGUUACCUUGAAUGGUGUGGAUAAAACUUUACUAUUUACAACAACCAGUAUAAUUAAUGGCUCACAAAUAGUCACUUUUGCUGAUCCACGAGUUAAGGCAUUAUUUGAUGAAAAUUGGCAUCAGAUUCGUCUUUUAGUAACAGAAGGGGAUGUUACUUUAUAUAUUGAUGAUCAACAAAUUGAAAACAAGGCCUUACAUCCAGCUUUAGGGAUCUUUAUCAGCGGGCAAACACAAAUCGGAAAAUACUCUGGGAAAGAAGAAACUGUUCAGUUUGAUGUCCAAAAGUUGCGCAUCUACUGUGAUCCAGAACAGAACAACAGGGAGACAGCAUGUGAGAUUCCUGGAUUUAAUGGUGAGUGCCUCAAUGGUCCAAGUGAUGUAGGUUCAACUCCAGCUCCCUGUAUUUGUCCUCCCGGAAAACCAGGACAACAAGGUCCCAAAGGUGAUCCUGGACAGCCUGGGAACCCUGGCUACCCUGGACAACCUGGUCAAGAUGGUAAGCCUGGAUAUCAAGGAAUCUCAGGAUCACCAGGUGUUCCAGGAUCUCCAGGGAUACAAGGAGCUCGAGGACUACCUGGGUACAAAGGAGAACCAGGGAGAGAUGGUGAAAAGGGUGACCGUGGACUUCCUGGUUUUCCUGGGCUUCAUGGAAUGCCAGGAUCAAAGGGAGAAAUAGGCCACAAAGGAGAUAAAGGAUCACCUGGAUUUUAUGGCAAAAAGGGUGCAAAAGGUGAAAAGGGUAAUGCUGGUUUUCCUGGCCUUCCUGGACCUACUGGACAACAAGGAAGAGAUGGAAAGGAUGGAUUGAUGGGUAGUCCUGGUUACAAGUACAUCCAGGAGCCUAGUUCCAGUAAAUCGUCAGAUCCAGAUGAAUAUAUUUUUCUCACUAGAGAGCAAAGGAUCGGGAUGCCAAAUAAAGUGGGAGGGGAUUAUUUUAUAUUGGAUGAGGGAAACUUGUUUUACUGUAAAAAACAAAGAAUAUCUGGGUACAAAUGCAGAGAGGAGCAGUUGUCAGGCGACAGGAACUGUUUCCUGCUGGUAGCCAAAGGACCAUUUCAGCCCCCUUGGAAAGUCACCAUUAGUGUUAAAUAUUCCAGUUCCCCUCCCACAACUGCCCUAAUAUUGUUAACCCAGGGAGAAAUUGGACCUGUAGGACCAAUAGGAAAAAAAGGAGCUCCAGGGAUACCUGGCUUAAUGGGAAGUGAUGGUUUGCCAGGUCAUCCUGGAAUGCCAGGACCUAAGGGAAGUAAAGGUGAGCCUGGACAUCAAGGGAUUCCUGGUACCUCUGGGCUCAAGGGAGACAAAGGAGCAAUGGGCACACCUGGAGAACCAGGAUACCUGGGUUUACCUGGGAUUCAAGGAAAAAGGGGGGACAAAGGAAGUCAAGGAGAAAAAGGCAUUCAGGGUCAAAAGGGAGAAAAUGGAAGACAAGGGAUUCCUGGACAGCAGGGAAUUCAAGGCCAUCAUGGUGCAAAAGGAGAGAGAGGUGAAAAGGGAGAACCUGGUGUCAGAGGUGCCACUGGACCUAAAGGAGAAUCUGGGGUGAAUGGUCUGAUGGGACCCAUAGGUCCCCAGGGACCGCCUGGGGAAACAGGGCCUCAGGGACCUCCAGGAUUGGAUGGGAAACCUGGGAGAGAAUUUUCAGAACAGUUUAUUCGACAAGUUUGCUCGGAUGUAUUAAGAGCCCAAUUGCCAGUCUUACUUCAGAGUGGAAGAAUUCAAAAUUGUGAUCAUUGCCAGUCCCAACGUGGUUCCCCUGGUAUGCCUGGGCCACCAGGUCCCAUGGGGCCAGAAGGACCCCGAGGAUUUCCUGGCUUGCCUGGGAGAGAUGGUGUUCCUGGAUUGAUGGGCGCUCCUGGACGUCCAGGUGCCAGAGGAUUAAAAGGCCUACCAGGAAGAAAUGGGGCCAAGGGGAGUCAAGGAUUUGGGUAUCCUGGAGAACAAGGUCCGCCCGGCCCCCCAGGUCCAGAGGGUCCUCCUGGAAUAAGCAAGGAAGGUCCUCGAGGAGACCCUGGUCUCCCUGGCAAGGAUGGAAGUCAUGGAAAAGCUGGAAUCCAAGGGCAACCAGGCCCUCCUGGCAUCUGCGAUCCCUCACUGUGUUUUAGUGUAAUUGCUGGAAGAGAUCCAUUUAGAAAAGGACCAAACUAUUAGUCUCUGAUGCCUCACUCAGCCUGGGCAUGGUGCUUUUCUCUGUGGUCUUUUGCAUCUCAGGAAGAUAGCCAACAGUAAUCCCUUGAAAAAACUAAAGUACCUCGGUGUUUGUAUUAUUAUUAUUUCCUUAAAGAAAAAUAUAAAGGUCACAUAUACUGAUUUUAAAGGGUUCUCAGUAAUGUGGAGCCUUCAGAUUAGUUACAUUAAAUCUCAAGGGUUUCUUGAAAGUCCAUUAGUUUUGGUCGAAGUUGAAUAUUAAAGAAUCCCACCACUGUCUGUUAGCCAGUCCAUUUUUGUCACUGUGAAAUAGUUCACAUUCAUCUUCCAUGAAUCCUCCAGAGUAUUUGAGUUCACCUUUGCGUCUAUGUGUAUUUCAUGUUUAAUAUCUCAUAGCUCAUGCUUCUACAUUAGUCAAAAUAUAUCUAUUGGAAAUAAGGGUAGGGCUGAUAUGCAGCAGCCACAGGUCAUAUUGCCAUGUUCGUCAUCAUGCGGCAUCUGUGCUUAGCAGAUAUGGGCAGUCAACUGCCGGUUCGUCAGUGUUUUGAAUAUCACCUGUGAAUAAGACCUGUAUGUUUAUUAUUUCAUUGUAAGUUCUAAAAUUUGUUGAAUGAUGAUGCUAAGAUAGUGUGUUAAUUAUAUUGGGAAUGGUCAAAACUAUCUAACAUUAACAUUUUAAAACAAGAAAUAUUUCACAACACAGUCAAUAUGUUCAAGAAAAAUGCUUGCUCAGAAAUACUAAAAAGACUUGGUUCUUCAAUCUUGUUGAGAAAUUGGAAUGUUAUAUGACUCUGUAUUUCAUUUCACUUAUACGUGUAUGUUUUUAUAUGUUAACUUUGGUUGUAACAAGCUAAAGGGAAUAAAUACUCCAGUUGAAAGGAAAGGUAGCUCCACAGAUCCUAGUAUGUCUUGAUUUUUUUUUUUUUUACAGUCUUUGAAAUGCUCUGAACAGUCUUGAAGUCCUAUACUUAGUGCUUUAGCAAGA
Condylura cristata (star-nosed mole) is the source of this 4198-nucleotide messenger RNA. It is a transcript of the gene COL21A1, whose product is annotated as collagen, type XXI, alpha 1. The record is from RefSeq and is a predicted model, not a curated record. The coding region runs from base 136 to 3216 and encodes 1026 amino acids. Lineage: Eukaryota; Metazoa; Chordata; Mammalia; Eulipotyphla; Talpidae. The transcript has 30 exons.